This is a messenger RNA of Glycine soja, 930 nucleotides long. RefSeq names its product protein MAIN-LIKE 1-like. Gene Ontology annotation, biological process: meristem maintenance; meristem development. The coding region runs from base 1 to 930 and encodes 309 amino acids. The transcript is spliced from 3 exons. Lineage: Eukaryota; Viridiplantae; Streptophyta; Magnoliopsida; Fabales; Fabaceae. The record is from RefSeq and is a predicted model, not a curated record.
AUGGCAGGAGGUGAUGUACAUGACACUAGGGCAUACACUCUUGCAGACACAGGCGCACAGGCUGCUGAGGAUGAGCCUGAGGGAUUUUCGAGUGAUCCGAGGGACCCAUCCGUGCUGACCGAGAUUGCAUCAAGGCCUGUCCCUACCAUUGAGGGGCUAGUUGCUGGGACAGGACUAAGUCCUCUGAUCGCGGGUUCGAUAGACACUAGCGAUCGGGGACUUUUGCCGUUGUUUGUCGAGCGGUGGCAGCGGGAGACUUCUAGUUUCGAUCUCCCUGUGGGAGAGGUGAUGAUCACGCUGGAUGAUGUCGCGUCCCUUCUGCAUCUGCCCGUGGUUGGCGACUUGCAUGCCUUUCAGCCCGUGCACGUGGAUGAUGUUGUACAGAUGCCGGUGGAGUUAUUGAUGGUCCCUGCAAAGGCUGCCAGGGUUGAGACAACACAGUGUCGUGGACCGUACGUACGCCUGCAAUGGGUACGUGAUAUCUAUGAGCGGCGAUGCCAGGCAGGACAUUGGAAACCCGCGGCUCGCGUGUUUCUUCUUCAUCUUCUGGAUUGCACUCUUUUCGCUAACAAAAGUGUAACCAAUGUUCAUGUUGUGUUUUUGGAGGCCCUUCGUGAUCUCAGUCAGGCUGGGAGGUACGCAUGGGGAGUAGUUGUGUUGUACUGGAUAUACGAGCACUUUCCCUCAGUCGCGGAGUCCACUGUUGAUCCAGACUACGACGAGGAUUCACCGCGUGCUUGUAGGUGGAUUGCUACAAAGAAGACUGUGAAGAGCAUACGUACACCGACGUACAGGGAGCACCUGGAUCGACUCUGGAUUUUGGAUGUCCGUUGGAUCCCAUAUGGGGAGCACCGACCAGUCCGAGACUUCCAUAUGAUUCCAUGCUAUUUCGGUCUGCUGCGCUGGGGGCCAGUUGUUGUGUAUUACUGA